Molecule: messenger RNA, 5578 nt
Organism: Trematomus bernacchii (emerald rockcod)
Lineage: Eukaryota; Metazoa; Chordata; Actinopteri; Perciformes; Nototheniidae
Gene: ubn2b
Product: ubinuclein 2b
Cellular component (GO): nucleus
Source: RefSeq, a predicted model, not a curated record
CAUCAGGGGUACAUAGGUACAUAUACAGAGUAUACAUUCAAUUAGUUGUAUCAAUAUUUGUCUCAAAUCAUCACCUUUAAAGUUUAUAAAAGAGUUGCAUCGUUUGUCUACUUUACGGAUUAACACGGGCUAAAAGCAAAAGGAGACGUUGGCGCGUAUCUGUCAGGUGGGCGUGUUCUGGCUCUCCUAUUGGUCAAACGCUGUUCCCGCUCUCCUAUUGGUCAAUCGCUGUUACGCACCGCCCAGCCGCUGAAUAAUGAUAAUAAUGAUCAAGAUGGCUACUACAGAAUCCUCCUUGCGGUAGCCAACCUCCAGUUCCAUGGAAGCGUUUAAAACUGCCUUUUCUCACAGUUUAAGUCCCUCUUAGGAGACGGGGGCUCUGCCAGGGAUACUACUUUAUGGAUUAACACGGGCUAAAAGGAUAUAAAAGUAACUGUGUUGCUUCAACCACUCAUUCUAAAGGGAAGCUAAGCUAGCAUAGCAACUAGCUUUCUUCUUCUUCUUGACGACCGUCUCCAGGUUUCCCGGUUUGCGUGACUUUACGUGACCCGGUUCCGUUAAAGAGCGUCAAAUGGCAGAACCGAGGAAAGUACCGUUCGUCACUAUCUCGUCCUUCAACACCUCGCCGGUGGUUCCGACCCCCCAGCUGGAGUCCAGCAAAAAGCGCCGCCGGGAAGAUGAGGCCGCCGAGGUGACUUGUGGGAAAGAUGGAGGUGGAGGUGUUUCUGUUGUCGGGUCAGGAGAUGGAGGUGGAAGUGGAGGAGCUCCGUUCGGGAAUGUGACACCGACAGGAGGAGAGGGAGUUACCGGGGAGGUGAAGCCUUCUGUGCGGCUGCUCCUCCCGCUGGCUGAGCCCAGUGACCGGGCUUCAUCAGAGUUCAACUACGGAGAGCUGGUCAACUCAUCGCAGCCUCAGACUCAGCCUCAGCCCCAGCCUCAGCCUCAGCCUCAGGUAAAGCCUCAAGGUUCAAAGGUCCCUAAAGGCCUCGCCCCCCCGCUGGACCCCAGCGACCCGUUUGCUGACGACAACAGAGAGAGACGAGAAGUGGAGGCAAUGGCCAAGAAGUUUGAGAACAAAUACGGUGGUGUCCCAAAGAAGAAGAAGAAAGACCGGAUGCAGGAUCUCAUCGACAUCGGCUUUGGAUACGAUGACACCGACCCCUUCAUCGACAACUCAGAGGCUUAUGAUGAGCUGGUGCCGGCCUCUUUAACCACGAAACACGGAGGUUUCUACAUCAACACCGGCACGCUGCAGUUCAGAGCGGCUUCAGACUCAGAGGGGGAAAACGGCGGCACAGAGGAUAACCGCUUCAAGAAGAUGAAAGACGGCGAGGAGAGGGUGAUAAAGAAGCGUCGGAAAAAGCAAGAUGGUGGUAUUCUGGAGGAAAAGAAACCCAGAAAGAAUAAAGUACCAAAGGCUGGAGUUUCCCUGAACGUGCACCGCCCGGAGAAGAAGAAGAGGAAGAAGCUGAUGAAGGACUCCAUCCACCUGGCCAACAUGCUGCGCCGCUUCACCCGGGAGAAAGAGGAGAUGAGGAAGAAGAACUUCACCGCCCACGCGCUGGCUCGAGCCAACGCCAAAGCUCCCGUCGUUGUCGCCGUUGCCGUCGCCGCCGGCAACAGCAGCACCGGGCUGAUCAACGCCCAGGCUAAAGUCUCCGGGGCGGCCGAUUGCAACAUUACAGACCUGACCUCUGACCCUGCCGUGAUGUCACUGCUCGGAUCGACCAAUAACGACAUCCUGCAGGACAUGAUGGGCGACCUGGACUUCGAGAUGCUGGACUCCCCGCAGCACAGCCCUCUGCAGGGGGCGGAGAACGGGGCCUUCGGGCUCAAAACCGCAGGGGGCAGGGGGGCUCAGGGGGUCAUGGCGCCCCCCCCUCUGCCCAGCGGACUCCCAGCACCGCUCACUAAACGCAUCGAGGACCUCAGAGCGGCGUCCCGUCUGUUCGAUGCCGAGGGCAGGAAGAAGUUCUUCACGCUGGACAUGAACAACAUCCUGCUGGAUAUUGAGCUGCAGGUGCAGGAGCAGCCGGCUGAGGUGCGUUCAGUGGUCUACUGUCACCUGGAGGCCUUCGUGCCCUGCAACAAAGAGGCUCUGCUCAAACGCCUCAAGAAGCUCAGCCUCAACAUACAGGACGACCGUCUCCGGACGCCGCUGCUGAAGCUGAAGCUGGCCGUGUGCAGCGUGAUGCCGGAGCAGAUCGCUCGCUACAACAUGGACUGUAUCGCUAAAGUGGCAAAGCAGCAGUCGGGCGAGGCGGAGAAGAACGGCUCUGAGGACGAAGACGAGGAGAAGCCGGGGAAGAGGGUGAUGGGUCCUCGCAAGAAAUUUGUCUGGGACGACAAGCUCAGGUUGUUGCUGUGUACUCUGGUGCGGGUGAAGCUGGGCUGCUACGAGCUGGAGGGGAAGAACUCUCUCUCUCUGGAGGAUUACCUCAAAGCCUUCAUGGAGACGGAGGUGAAGCCGCUCUGGCCCAAAGGCUGGAUGCAGGCCAGGAUGCUGUUCAAAGAGAGCAUCAUGGCUCAUGGUCACAUCACAGGCUACACGGCAAAGAAAAAGAUGGUCUCUACUCCCAAAGCCAAAUCAAAGGAGGCGGUGUGGAUGCAGCGCUCGACUCCAUUGGUCCAGUCUCCUGCCACUCAGGUUGCUAAGCGAUCGCCUCUGUCUCCGUCUGAGACCAUCUGUCUGGACUCAUCUGACGACCAGCUGACGGUCCCGUCUCUCGACUCCAUCUCUCAGGCUCUGGCCAUCCUGGGGAACGCCGCCAAGGGCCUCGCUCAGGGAGACAGCCCCCCCUCCCCCGACAGACCCAAACCCACCUUCAUCCAGACCCUCACCCCCACCUUCAAACCCUCCCAGCUCCAGCUCCACGCCUCUCCGAUCCUCCUCCAGCAGCAUAAGAAGAACUCGCUCAGCCCAGCUCUCUACAUCUCUACCUCCUCCUCCCCCUCCACCCCACUCUCCCGCCCCCUCUCCGUCACCUCCGCCCCCCUCCCCUCGGUCAGAGUGGACGGGAUGGGGGUGGCGCACAGACUCUCGGUGCUGAACACUUCCAGGACUUUACCUUUAUCUGUUGGGGUGUCUAAAGCCAACAUGGUCGCCUCUGUGUCUCUCCCCAAACCUCGCCCCCCCCCCACCUCGUCUCCCCUCAUAGCCCCCGGGUCAAAACCCCCCCCCUCCCAAUCCCCCCUACUCAAAGGCAGCAAUAACAAACCGGGGGAAACCAUCAUUAUCACCUCGCCUCGUCCUCACACCCUCAUUUCCUCCCCCCACAUGAUCCCUAAAACCUUCCAGCAGUCCCCCCGCCUCCCCCUCUCUAAACCCUCCCUCUCCCUCUCUAAACCCUCCCUCUCCCUCUCUAAACUCUCCCCCCUCCCCCUCUCUAAACCCUCGACCCCCCUUCCUCAACCACAGUCUAACUUCAUCACCCCGAUGCACGCCACCCUCACAAAAUCCACGCACAGCAGCAUCGUGAAGCUCACCGCCCGCCCCACCCUCGUCACCACGACCUCCGCCUCCCCCGUCAUCUCCCAAACCCUCCCCCAAACGUCUCAGGCCGCCCCCCCCCUCCACCAGUACUCCGCCAAAACCCCUUUCCGCCCCCCCCAGUUCUCAGGAGUCCAGGUGGUGAAGCCGGGCAGCUACACUCCCCCGGGGGGGCAGAAGACCCCCAACAACAGCAGCAGCAGCACCACCAACACCAGCCUUAUUAACGCCUCAUCCAUCAUCAGCAAGCAUUCAGGAUCCAGUGCCUCCCCCAUCAUCAUCUCGGCCAAUCAGGGGCAGCGUCAGAGGCUCGGGGGCGGGACUUCUCAGGGGGCCAAACCGGUCGUGUCCAUCACGUCGUCCUCCGUCUCCUCUCAGCUACCACAGGUCUCCACAGCAGGGGGUGGUCUGCUGGGCUCCGGCUCCCCCCUCGGGCUGGGCUUUGGGAUGUUGGGGGGUCUGGUUCCCGUCUCGCUGCCCUUCCAGUUCCCCCAGCUGCUGAACCUUCCUCCUCUCAGCUCCUCCUCCUCCAACAGCAGCAACGCAGCAAACAGCGCCGCCUUCUCCACCCUCACUCAGAAUCUGUAUAAGAGUCUCCAGUCAGGGUCUCAGGUUGCUCUGCCUCCUCACUUGCAGCUCGCUUUCUCAGAUGUCACUCAAAGCCAGGGGGGCGACGCUAAGAGGAAGACGCUAUGAUACCCCGGGGUCAGGAAAGGACCAGGAGUAGACUCAGGAGGAGCUUCAGGGGACGGAGGACUCUAAUAAAAGGAGCACCGUGUUACACUUCCUGGAUCUGAGAGGAUCCACUUUUCAUAAAAACCACAGUGAAAUAUAACUUUUUUUAAGGUGAUUUGAUAACGUUUAAAUACUAUAGGGUGGUGCAGGGAUGACAUAUUUUUGUAGGUUGACCCGGAAGUUAGCUCCUCUCUGUUCCCUCUGCAAAAAGCCAAUGGGAUUUCUUCUUCAUGUGAUUUUGGAUUAUUGAAAAAAAUGACCUCUGUAUCAAAUAUGAUACUUACAUGUUUUGAUCAGCAGGAGAAUCUCCGCACAUUAACACCACUUGCAGAAAGUAACAUCAGGCAAUAAAUUAACUACAGCACGGUCACAUGACUUCGUGCCGCUAAGCUAAAGGCGGCUAAUGUUGGUCGUGGUGGCGUUUAGUCGUCUCAUUUAGACACUUGUUAGCAACCGCUGUUUUUAAAUUCACCAGGUAUUUACUGACGCAGUUAUGUGAGCACAGAAGUUCAGACAUUGAGACGCAGCGUCUGAAGAUAAACGAGAGAGACAUGUUCAGUGUUGACGUAAGAUACCUGUGGUUUACUAGAAUACAAUAAACUGCCCCGGAUGUUGUUUAGCAAGAUCCAUCAGAGAGCAAAGCGACCGGAAAACUAAGUAUAAGUUGGAUUUUUUUACGUUUUGUUGGCCAUUCCUUUAACCCUGACAACAUGUAACAACAUCCUCAGCUUGAAUCCAGUCCACAUGUGACGUGUCGGUUAAAAGCUAAAAUUAUGAUUCAGGCAGUCCUGCUGACCUUAAACUUUCCAUUUGGCUCGAAACAACUCUUAGGGCUAGCGUGAAGUAAAAUAAGUUCAUGUUCGUGUUGCCCACUGACCUUAUUUCAGGCUCAAAACCAAAAACAAGUAAAAAAAAACAUUGACUUUUAGAUGAGGGAUCAGGAAGUGCUAAAAAUGCUGACUCCUUUUCGGGUUUUAGGACUCAUUCCUGCACCGCUCUAUGCCGCAAAAUGAAAUGACAAACAGUUGUCAAUGUUUACAAGAUAGACCUAUAUCACUGUGGACAGGGAGAAGGAUGAAUGGGAUUUUUAGGUGUGUGUACGAGUGUGUGUGUGUGAAAGGUUUUGGUAGCUGGGAUUGAGCGUGUGCCUUCGUGUGUCUCCCUCUCUGAUGCAUGGUCAGUUUGUCUGUUUUUAUCAUGUAAUUAUCACUGAUACCUGUAUUUUAGUUUUUUGUUUUUUCAAUGAGAGCUGUACGCUUUUUUCUUUUUUUUUUAUUGUACUUGAACUCUUUAAUGAAAUUCUGUAUAGAACUCGAACCUGCUUUUAAUUAAAUAAUUUCCCUUCACAACGGA